Molecule: messenger RNA, 417 nt
Organism: Suillus bovinus
Lineage: Eukaryota; Fungi; Basidiomycota; Agaricomycetes; Boletales; Suillaceae
Exons: 3
Coding region: 35-316 (93 amino acids)
Cellular component (GO): nucleus
Molecular function (GO): 3'-tRNA processing endoribonuclease activity
Source: RefSeq, a predicted model, not a curated record
UGCAAAUCUGACUUUGCUCUCAAACGGUACUGUCAUGGCACGAAACAUGAAUAUAUCUUUCCUGGGCACCUCCAGCGGUGGUGGCCCUUCAAUUUCUCGCAACUGUUCUAGUCUUGUCGCAGACGUCAUCGGCGACGGUUCACUAUGGAUGGUCGACUGUGCAGAAGGAACAGUGCGACAAUUUCAGAUGCAGCAUCGCGACCAAGGAGACCCAGUCCUUAAAGCGUUCAAAGUGGCCAAGUUAUUUGUUACUCAUAUGCAUGGUUUGUUUCAUCGGAUUCAUGGAAUUCUUGUCUUUACUCCGGUGCCCUUCUAGCCGACCAUACAAUGGGAAUAAUCACUUUCCUUAGACAUGUCCUCCACCCGCCACUGAUAGCUCCCGCUGGCGACCCCCCUUCCCCAGACGGUCCUGUGUGU